Molecule: messenger RNA, 3438 nt
Organism: Eucalyptus grandis
Lineage: Eukaryota; Viridiplantae; Streptophyta; Magnoliopsida; Myrtales; Myrtaceae
Exons: 8
Coding region: 95-3001 (968 amino acids)
Cellular component (GO): nucleus
Molecular function (GO): zinc ion binding
Source: RefSeq, a predicted model, not a curated record
UUAAAAACGCCCGCGAGCCUCUGACAGCAAGAGAGAGAGAGAGAAAGAAGUGGAGGAGGGAGACGAAGAGGAAUUCGCGCGGAGGUCGAGGAAGAUGAAGGACGAGGACAUCAGCUCGGGCGGCACCAACAACGACGCCUUCGCCCUCGCCAGAUCUUCUCCGGCCGCUAGUUCCGCUGGGGCCUCGUCUCCUGCUAUUCCGGCCAAUGCCGGCAGCGUGGAGUGGAUGGGCCAGACUUCUAAGGCCGGUUCCCAAUCUUUCGCCGGCUGGCAUCCCCCGAAGGCGUCCUUGAGCACCACCGCUGCUGGCUCUGCGCUUGGAUCGUCGCAAGCGUCGUGUAGGCCUUGGGAGAGAGGGGAUCUGCUCCGGCGCCUUGCUACAUUUGAGCCUUCAAACUGGUUCGGGAAACCCAAGGAUGUCAGCUCCCUGGCUUGUGCACGAAGAGGGUGGAUUAAUAUUGGUUUGGACACUAUUGAGUGUGAAUCAUGUGGUGCAAGCUUGAAAUAUGAUCCAUCAGCUUUCGUGGUGCUUUCUGGAGCUGGUAGCUCUGGGGAAGACUUUGCUAAGCAGCUUGACGGAGGACAUAAAGCAUCUUGUCCUUGGAAAGGAAACAGCUGUCCGGAAAGCUUGGUGCAGUUCCCUCCUACUCCUCCGUCAGCACUCAUUGGUGGUUAUAAAGAUCGCUGCGAUGGCCUCUUGCAGUUUUCAGCCCUACCAGUUGUUUCUGCGACAGUUGUUGAGCAGAUGCAGCUUUCUCGAGGAUCCCAGAUUGAUCGUUUCCUGGCUCAUUCACAGACUUAUGUAGCUGGAGAAUUGGGCUUCAAAUCUGAACACGUUGGUGGAAUCGAGCCUUCCUUCAAAGACGAGAAUGUUACCGCAUACUUUCGUGCACAGAAGCUUAUAAGCCUUUGUGGAUGGGAAUCAAGAUGGCUUCCGGAUAUUCAAGAUUGUGAAGAACAUUCUGCUCAGUCAACUCGAAAUGGAUACUCCUCUGGUCCUGUCAAAAUCCAGGGCCGUUUAAAAGAUCCUGCUCUGAGCAAGAGGGCUUUCUCAACGUCAGCUAAUAAAAACUACGGGAACAGUGAGGUGCCUGGCACGGAUUUUAAAUGUGAGUCGAGGUCACCUUUGCUGGACUGUAGCUUAUGUGGUGCCACAGUCAGAAUCUGGGACUUCUUGACUGUUUCUCGUCCAGCUCGUGUAAUCCCCAAUGGCAUUGAUAUACCUGAAACGAGCAAGAAGAUGACAUUGACACGAGGAGCAAGUGCUGCCAGUGGAAUUAGUGGAUGGAUUGGUACUGAUGGAGCAGAGAAAGAGCGGCUUGAUGACCAUGAUGAGGCUGCAACGACUGGUAAAAGAAAAUUAACAGCACAUGCAAGUGUAGAUUUGAAUUUGACGAUGGGCGGUGGGUUAACCUCAACGCCAGUGAACAUGAUGAUGAUGUCAGAACCAUACCAAGAUGCUGAUAUGGGAGGGGAUUUAAAAAUUGGUCAGCCUUCUGGGAGUGAGGUUGGCGAUCGUGCGGCUUCAUUUGAAUCAAGAGGCCCAGGUACUCGUAAACGAAGUGCAGAUGAAGGUGGAAGUACAGUUGAUCGGCCACAUUUAAGGGUACACCCGGCAGACAGUGUUGAAGGUACUGUUAUUGAUCGUGAUGGUGAUGAAGUAAAUGACAGCAAGCAGUAUUCAGCUGGCCCUUCGAAGCGCAUUCGAGAAUCUGAUGCCUAUGAAACAUAUCGUUUCUCAUAUCGUAGAGAUUCAUCUGAAGCUGGUCCUAGCCAUCCCCUGGGUUAUGACAUAGAAACAGAUGCAAAUAGAGGUUAUCAAUUUGACCAAAUGAAUGAUCAUGUCAUUGCUUUCCCAUCGACUAGAGCUUCAACUCAUGUGUCCUCUGUUAUUGCUAUGGACAUAGAAUGUCAUAGCGCUGAUGAUGAUUCAAUAGAAAGCGUUGAAAAUCAUCCAGUUGAUGUUGAUGAUGUCAAUUUUCCUUCAACAUCUACAUUCAUGAAUCCAGACUUGAAUGAUGUAUCAGAAUUCAACUACAGCAAUCAGGCACAGCAGAGUACUUGCUUCCAACCAGCUGUUGCAAGAGUUGAAGGAGAAGCAGGAGUCAGCAGCACAAAUGAUGGCGAGGAAGUAGUGAACACAGAAACUAUGACAGCGCAUGCUAGGGAUGGGAUUAGUUUUGGUAUAAGUGGAGGAAGUGUUGGAAUGGGUGCCAGCUAUGAGGCGGAAAUUCAUGGUACUGAUGCAUCUGUUCACAGGUGUGAUAGUGUUGUUGGAGAUGCAGAACCAGUGGCUGAAGUUAUAGAAAAUCAGGGACAGACGGGGGAAUUUGCUCCCGAUCAUGGGCAUACGGAUGAUUUUGUUCCCGAAGAAAUGGAUCGAGAGGACCCUCAUGGGGACAGCCAAGAUGUGGUGUCCCGCUCAGUGGGGAGGGCAGACAGUGGGUCGAAAAUUGUUGGUUCAGCUAAGGCAGAAUCUGUUGAAAGUGGGGAUAAGAUUGCUAGCAUAGAUAUGUUAGCACAAGAAAAUAUCGCUCAUCCAUCCCUUUCUUGUAAUGCUAUUGUGUGUUCUGGAUAUGAAGCAUCAAAGGAUGAAGUGAUGCAAGGAGGCCAGUCUUCUCCUGCAAAUGACGGUGCUUGCCUUGAGUCUGCUUUUGUGGCAGGAAAUGGUAUAGGGCCACCUGUUGCAGAAAGUAAUUAUGAAGGUAGUGUUGAAUUUGAUCCAAUUAAGCAUCAUAAUACUUUCUGCCCAUGGGUAAAUGGAAAUGUUGCUGCCGCUGGAAGCACAAGCGAGGGUUCCAGUUCUUCUGCAGUUGCUACAGCUCUUUGUGGUUGGCAGCUGACCCUAGAUGCACUUGAUGCAUUCCAAUCACUUGGUCAUGUUCCAAUCCAAACUGUAGAGUCUGAGUCAGCUGCAUCUCGGCACAAGGAUGAGCACCUAACUUCCAGUCGCACUCUCUUGGCUUGCCACUCCUUCAGCAAAAGUCGGGGGCAAAACUAACAAUCUGGUAGUGCAGGUAGUGCUACUGGUAUGGAGUUGCAAGCAAAGCUGCAGCGAGGGCUUAUUGUCUACCUUGGAAGUUUUAUCUAUAGUAAUAAUCCAUCGAUGCAAAAUGAAAGAGAUUUUGAAGAAUAACAAUUGCAUCUUCGUGAAGACUGAUUUAAGCAUUUCUAGUUUUGGGGCAGCAAAUGUUAUUUAUUUGGAUGCUUUUCAGCUGCGGACUAUUGUAAUCUAGAUUUGAGAAGUUGAGACUAUGUUCAUUGCUUUUCUUUUUCUCUUCGGUGAUCCAAUACUGUUUUUUGAUUAGCCUUUCUUAUGAGUUAGGCAUAGUUGCUUCAGGACGACAGAGUACAGACUGAUGCUCGUGAAAUCUGUUGUCACAUCACAGGAUUUUUGCCGCAGUGAGAUAGAUAGAUAGAUAGAUAUAGUUACCGAUU